AGCUGUUGUAUCUCCUCUUGGUAUAAUGAGUUAAUUUUGAAAUUUUCUUCAAGCGAAGGAGGAGGCCGAUGAACAGAGGUGCUGCAAUGAACGAAAACGAGGGUCUUUAAAAAAAACCCUAGAUCUAGUCAGGGACGAAGAUGAGUAUGGUAUUCUGAACUUAAUACUUCCUCCAUCCAAGUCUCUUGGUCCAAUAUUCCUUUUUGAAUCCUCUUAGGGUCCGUUAAGGAGCAUUGAAUCUCAUUUCUUUCUCUUUCUUCCGCUCUUCAAGAUUAGAUUGAGAUUUGGCUGGGACAACAAAUCAGUAGGAUUUCCACCGAAUCAGUUGGAGCUCGGUCUCCUCUCACUUUCUGGCUCCGUGUUAACGCAGAUGCAGUUCGAGACAAGGAUUUGAAUUAGGUUCUUUCAGGGCAUCUGGUGGCGUCACAAAGGGACAGAUAUGGGAGUGAUUUGCCAAGCGUCGAUGUUUUUGUAUGCACCGCAAACCCUGAGACGGAACCGCCGAUCAUGGUGGCUAACACCGUGUUAUCGGUCAUGGCGUACGACCACCCGCCGGAAAGGCUAAGCGUUUAUGUCUCCGACGAUGCAGGCUCUGAGCUGACCUUCUACGCUCUGGUGGAGGCCGCCGUCUUCUCCGAGCGUUGGCUUCCCUAUUGCCGGAAAUAUGAGAUUGAGCCGAGGUGCCCGGCGGCUUAUUUUCCUUCAAUUGCUUCUGGUGGUUUUGUAAAUUCGGAUUUCUCCAUGAUCAAGAGGCUGUAUCAAGAAAUGGAAAACAGAAUAGGGAUGGCUUGCAAACUUGGAAGGAUCCCCAAGGAUGAUCUUCAUAAGCAUUUCAGGUUUUCCAAGUGGGACCAUUCUUCAUCUCCUGGAAAUCAUGCUGCUAUGGUGCAGAUACAAAUUGAUGGGAGGGAGGAAGAAGCUAAGGACGGGGAAGGCCACUUUUUGCCGACUUUGGUUUAUAUGGCCCGGGAGAAAAGGCCACAAUAUUUUCACAAUUUCAAAGCUGGUGCCAUGAAUGCAUUGAUCAGAGUUUCAUGUGAGAUAAGCAAUGCACCAAUCAUUCUGAAUGUGGAUUGCGAUAUGUACUCAAACAACUCAUGCUCAAUUAAAGAUGCCCUUUGCUUCUUCAUGGAUGAAGAGAAAAGCCACAACAUAGCUUUUGUACAAUUCCCUCAACGUUUCCAGAAUAUCACCAAGAAUGAGCUAUAUGGAGGCUCCUUGAGAGUAGUCGAUAAAGUGGAAUUUCAUGGCCUGGAUGGUUGUGGUGGCCCAUUCUACAUUGGAACUGGCUGCUUUCACAGGAGGGAAACUCUAUGUGGACGGGAGUUCAACAACGAAGAUAGGAUUGGAUUGAAGAGUCACUCUCCUAUAAGGACACAUGAAAAUGUGUGUGAAUUGGAAGAGAGGCUAGGAGAACUAGUUAACUGCACAUAUGAAAAAAACACUCAAUGGGGCUAUGAGAUUGGUUUGAAGUAUGGAUGUCCGGUCGAAGAUGUAUUGACGGGGAUUUCGAUUUUAUGCAAGGGGUGGAAAUCGGUAUAUUUUAGCCCCGAGAGAGAGGCGUUUUUAGGUGUGACGACGACCACACUUGGUCAGGCUCUGGUGCAACACAAGAGAUGGUCCGAAGGAGAUCUGCAGAUUCUCUUCUCAAGAUACAGUCCACUUUGGUAUGGACUAGGAAAGCUAAACACUGGUUUUAUAUUUGGUUCUCUCACAUAUUGCUUGUGGUCUCCUAAUUGUGUGGCACUUCUCUAUUACUCCAUUGUGCCUUCUCUUCAUCUACUCAAAGGCUCUCCUAUGUUUCCACAGGUCUCUAGCAUUUGGUUUUUGCCAUUUGCUUAUGUGGCAGUCGCGGAAUCAGCAUACAGCUGCUCAGAGUUCCUCUGGGCAGGCGGAACGCUCCUCGGCUGGUGGAACGACCAAAGAAUGUGGCUCUACAAGAGGUCAAGCGCUUACCUCUUUGCGCUUCUCGACACAAUCUUGAACCUGGUGGGCCAUUCUAACCCAACAUUUGUAGUCUCCCCAAAGGUGUCCGAGGACGAGGUUUUGCAGAGAUACGAGCAAGAGAUCAUGGAAUUUGGGAGCACCUCUGCCAUGUUUACUGUUCUGUCCACACUGGCGAUGCUCAACCUCUUCUGCUUUGUUUUGGGGGUGGUGAGAGUGGUGUUGGGAGUGUUAGCAUUUGAGGCUCUGGGUCUGCAGUUUGGGCUGUGUGGGGUGCUGGUUUUGAUCAACCUGCCUUUGUACAAUGCCAUGUUCUUCAGGAAAGACAAUGGAAGAAUGCCAAGCAUUGUUACCAUUAAAUCCACAGUUUUGGCACUCUCAACAUGCACUUGUUUUGCAUUUUUGUAAUUCCAAUUCUGUUUUCUUAACUGGUUUUGUAGUGGGGGUGUUGCUAUUUCUACACCCAUUUUGGCUAUAUCCACUUCAUUAAUGUUAAAUUGACAAAUUUAACCCCAGAAAUAGAAAAGAGAGAAUCUUGAUGCAAGGUCACUUUUAAGGGCAAAAUUGUCCAUUUAAUAUAAAAGGAGUGGAUAUAGCCAAAAUGGGAGUGGAUAUAGGAACGCCAUUUGCAGUAUUGGGGUUUUUCUUUUUAUUAAUGCACCUUUGAUUAAUAUUCUUCCACAAUUGUUUGUCUUGGAAGCUCUAAAAUGUAUUGUCCUUGAAAACAAAAACAUUUUGUUGGU
Molecule: messenger RNA, 2687 nt
Organism: Cuscuta campestris
Lineage: Eukaryota; Viridiplantae; Streptophyta; Magnoliopsida; Solanales; Convolvulaceae
Source: the annotation of a GenBank genome assembly